This is a messenger RNA of Sorex fumeus (smoky shrew), 1727 nucleotides long. It is a transcript of the gene ODF2L, whose product is annotated as outer dense fiber of sperm tails 2 like. NCBI's taxonomy places the organism in Eukaryota, Metazoa, Chordata, Mammalia, Eulipotyphla, Soricidae. The record is from RefSeq and is a predicted model, not a curated record. The transcript is spliced from 15 exons. Gene Ontology annotation, cellular component: centrosome; ciliary basal body. Gene Ontology annotation, biological process: negative regulation of cilium assembly. The coding region runs from base 1 to 1686 and encodes 561 amino acids.
AUGCCAAGGCUGAGUACUGGUUACCUCCUACACCAGGACAUGAUAAAUGAAAAAACUGAAUUGGAGGAAAUACUUGAGGAGGCUGAAUUGGUGACCUAUUCUAUGGAAUUACUUUUGCCAUUAUUUAAGGACACUGUUGAAGAAAUUACUUUUAAAGAUGCUACUCUCUCUGAAUCAAAUUUGAAGAUUUCUAAACAGAAGGAAAUAUUAACAAAAGAAUUAGACACUUUCACAAGAGUAAAACAAGCUUUAGAACACCAUCUUAGGAGGACAGAGUACCAAAAAAAUGGGAAUGGCUUUUCUAUCAUGUUAGAGGAGCUAACUGAUAAUGAAAAUGAGAAUACGAAUCUUCAGAAGAAGAUCCUUGAAAAGGAGACCUAUAUUCAAGAACUUUAUUCUUUAUGUCAGGAUGAAAAAGCAAAUGCUUUGAAAGCAAACCGUCUUUCACAUUCUGUAAAAGUAGUCCAUGAACGACUACAGCACCAAAUUCAUAAAAGAGGAGCAGAGAAUGAUAAAUUGAAAGAACAUAUCAAGAGUUUAGAAACCAAGAUAUCUGAAUGGAACUUGCAGCUGAAAAGGAACAAGCAUGCAACUGUAACAAUGAAAGAAUCUAGUAAAAAAAAAACUAUAGCACUAAAAAAGGCGUCUAAAGCUUAUAAACAGAGGCUGGAAUAUUUUACCAAGAACAUGGAAAAACUAACUUCCCAAAUUAGAGACCAAGAUGCCAAGUUGUCUGAAACAAUUUCAGCUUCCAAUACCUGGAAAAGUCGUUAUGAGAAAAUUGUAAUAGAAAAAACUGAACUGGAAGUUCAUAUUGAAACAAUGAAAAAGCAAAUUACUAAUCUUUUGGAAGACAUUAAGAAAAUGGAAAAUGAUGGAAAAAACUCAUGUGAAGAAAUUCUUAGAAAACUUAACUCAAUUGAACAUGAAAAGGAAACUUUGACUCUUGAGAACACAAAAUUAGAGACUAUACUUUCUACUUUGAAAGAUGAGGUUGUUUCCGUUGAAAAUGAACUUUUAGAACUGCAAGAAGUAGAAAAACAACAGAAGAUUCUUAUUGAAGAGUAUAAAACUCAGAUGCAAAAGUUGCAAGAAGCAGCUGGAAUGGUGAAAAGUAGAUUUGAAAAUUUGUUACAUGAAAAAAAAAGAAUAACAAAAAGCAAAACUAAAAAAUUAGGGAAAGUUGAUGAAAAUAAAAAACUUUUGACAGAGCUUUCACUGGAAGAGGAAAAUUAUCUUAUUCAGUUGAAGUGUGAAAAUCUUAAAAAAAAAUUAGAACAGAUGGAUGAAGAAAAUAAGAAGCUUGAAGAGAAGCUGGCAAACCAAGAAGAAUGUCUUAAGCAUAGCAAUCUUAAGUUUAAAGAGAAAUCUGCAGAAUAUACAGCAUUGACCAGACAACUGGAAGCUGCUUUAGAAGAAGGGAGACAAAAGGUUUCUGAAGAAAUAGAGAGAAUGUCUUCCAGAGAGAAGGCUUUGCAAAAUAAAAUAUUAGAUCUGGAGACUGAACUUAGGAAGAAAAAUGAAGAGCAAAAUCAACUUGUGUACAAUAUGAAUAGUAAAGCACAAUAUCAGGAAGUAUGCUUGAAAGAAAUAAAACACAGUCUUGAAAAGUCGGAGAAUCAAAAUGAGAGCAUUAAGAAUUAUUUACAGUUUCUUAAAACUUCUUAUGUAACAAUGUUCGGAUAAAUUGUUGAACUUAUUUUUGAAAAAAUAAGUUUUUACAAUUG